Molecule: messenger RNA, 1824 nt
Organism: Capsicum annuum
Lineage: Eukaryota; Viridiplantae; Streptophyta; Magnoliopsida; Solanales; Solanaceae
Product: eEF1A lysine and N-terminal methyltransferase
Exons: 1
Coding region: 64-1452 (462 amino acids)
Source: RefSeq, a predicted model, not a curated record
UAUAAAUAACCAAAAAAAAGUAUUGACAUUUUCCUUUCCCUCCUCGUUCUCAACCAAAAGAAAAUGGCAUUGGAUCCAACUGUCUUCAAAAAAAUCAUCCCGUCCCGCUACAUUUCCUUCACAAUUCCAAAUCCUUUGCUUGAUCUCCAUUACUUCAAUGCUUCUCAACUCCGUAUUGCCGUUCUUGAUUCUCCUAUUCCUUCAAAACUCCCCCAAAUUGCAGCAAUGUUGGUUCCCAUUAACCGCGAAUCCGAUUGGUAUUUUUCUACCGAACAAGGUCAUCGUCAACUCCUUGUUAAUUUUCCUCAGCUCUCUCGUCUUGUGCUUAUUGGGAAUUCACCGAAUUCGAUGAACCCCAUUUCGUAUAAUUGGGUGAAUAGGGUGAUGGAUUCGUCUGUUGUUGAAGACAAGUUGAUGCCGCUGUUGAUUGAGUUGAUGCCCAUUGAGGCAUUUCGUCGAACAGGUGGUGGCGGGUUGGGUGAAAUUCCAUUUUUGAGGUAUGAAGAUGAGGUGGUAAGGAGUGUGGUGUUGGAUAUAUGUGUUGGGGAUUUUGUUGGAGAAAUGUUGAUAGAAAAUGUGGAGAUGGAAUUGGAGGAUUCGGGUGGUAGAGAGUAUAGGAGGCGAUUGAGGUUCAAGAGAAUGCCGAAUUUGGUACAGACACAGAUAAAGAUUCAACCCAAGAAAGUCGAUUUUGUUAACAUGGAGGAAGUUGAAUUUGAGAUUGUUGAUGAUGGGGUUUUAGUUCAUCCAUAUUUGACUCCAAUGGUGGCAGGUCUAUCAGUAAUCGAGUCAUUCUUGAACGCGAAAAUAGUAAGUGGUAUAAACCCGAAAGCUUUGUGUUUGGGUGUUGGAGGAGGGGCACUUCUUGGUUUUUUGAGGUCUCAAUUAGGAUUUCAAGUCUUGGGUAUUGAGGUUGAUGAUGUUGUUUUGCAAGUUGCAAGGAGGUUUUUCGGGUUGAAAGACAGUAAUUCCAUGCAUUUGUGUGUUGGAGAUGCAUUAGAAAUGAUUGGGAAGUUCGCGACUCAAGUAGACAGUGAUGGUUUUCGUGGUUAUCUUCUGGAGAAUGGCGAGCGUUUUGAUGAUUUUGAUGGUAAAUUUGAUGUGAUCAUGGCUGAUUUAGACUCGAGCGAUGCUUAUGUAGGUAUGAGUGCUCCUCCUUUAGCAUUUGUGCAGAAAUCCGCGUUGUUGGCCACAAGAACCUUGCUUAACAAAAAUGGUGUUGUUAUCAUAAAUGUGAUUCCUUCAGAUCAGUCAUCUUACAAGCUAGUAAUUGCUGAAAUUCAAGAAGUUUUCGCCGAGUUGUAUGAGAUAGAUGUCGGGAAUGGAGAUAACUUUGUUCUUAUUGCCUCCGCUUCAGAAAUUCGACCUGAUUCGAGUGGCCAUCAAAGUAAAUUUCUACAGAAGUUGAAACAAGUUUCAGGAUCUUAUGUGGACUCUAUAAGAAUAAUAUGAAGGAUUCUUGGUAACCAAGUGAAAUUGUGCAGCAUAUGGAGUAACUUUUUUGCUUGAAGUUUUCUAUAGAAAGGAUGAGCCAGGACAAAGACAAAUCUAAUACAUUUUUUUUUUUGGUUGAUAGAGGGAUCAGAUUCCCGACAUGUAAGAUAAGGUUGUGUAUAAUAGACUCUAGUGGUCGAGCGUUUCUCUAGACCUGGUGCAUGGCCCGCUUGAGUUCACGAGGCUGCCUUUUUUUGAUAGAGGGAUCAAAUUGUAUAUCAUUUGUUGUUAAAGACAAAAUGGACUAUUCUUUUUGGUUGACAGAGGGAUAAAAUUGUGGUAUCAUUUGUUGGUAGCUCGGAGAAUUAUAAACAUGACUCUUGCUUUUUC